AUGGUAGAAAAGCAUCCAUCAUGGCUUCUGCUGUUGCUUUUCCUCCUUGAUAUUUUCCAUUCGAACGAAGGUUUUUCCACGCGUCCUCUGAUUCAUCCUCAGCAUUGUCACGAUCAUCAGCUCUCAGUGGAAGGAGGAACAAGAACAAACACUCUACGUGUAUGGGGCACUCCCGUCGACACGGAUGUUACCUUGGUCUCUGUGGGAGAGGAGGUUGGAGCUGGAUCUUACGGAAAAGUCCACUUGUGUACAACGCCAACUACUGGCAAUGACAAGGGCGAGCAAUUUAUUGGCAAGCGCCCCUUGACACUAGAAGAAGUCCAAGCCAACAAGGUGUCGGCAUCAAGCACUGAUAAGGAGUUGAAAGAGAAAACCCAACGCUGCCAACACUACUGGGAUGUGGAGAAGCACUGCUUUUCCAAAUUGGGCCAUCAUCCACAAUUGCCAAAACUGGUGGAAGGGUCCUUUCGAGACGACCAAAAUCGACCCUGGAUGCUGUUUCCAGUCAUUGGUGAUGGCAACCAAAAGCCAGCUCCCUCCUUGACGGAUCUCAUGGAACUCGAUCACGAAAAGCAACACGACAAGACACAUCCACACCAUUUGUACCAUUUGCAACAGGCGUUGGGGUUGCCAACGGAAGCAAGUCUGGGAGAAACGCUCGACGCCUUUUUCCAAUCCCUCUUGCAAGUCUUGUCGUAUGUGCAUGCCCGACGAGUGGUCCACAGAGACGUCAAACCUGGCAACCUCUUAAUUGCCAACGAAAAGGUCUAUCUGAUUGAUUUUGGAUCCGCCGCCGAUUUGGAAAAAUCUCGUGGCAGUGGCAUGUUUGCCGCCAAUCGCUACGUUGGAUUGGAAGAUGACAGUGUCGUGGCCAUUUCUCCCAUUUACGCCGCUCCGGAACUAUUUGUCGACCGGAUCAAUAAACCGGAAAACUUUGAUGUCUUUUCGGCGGCGCUCAUUUACUGUCAGCUCUUGUUCAACUUUUUGGACGAACGGACCGACGCAGGGUUCCAUCAACAAUUGGCGUCCACAGAGUGGAAUUUGGAUCUCUGGCUGCAACAAGAACUCGCCAGUAAGGUACGACCGAAAGGAUUGGAAGAAGCAUUGAUCGUCGUUUCGGAAAGACCCGGAUUGUGGCGGUUGUUGCAAGAAAUGUUCAAGGCCAAACCAUGGGAUCGGGUCGAGUCCCAACAUGCCUUGGAACAGUUUCAACAAAUUCUAAAGGGUGACGAUGACAGCCGCAUCAAAGAGGAUGGUCCAUAUCUACUCUCCGUGCUGGAAUCAUUGGAACUGUGUGAUGUGUCGAGCAUGCUUGAAAACGACAGUUCGGACAUGGGAGCAGGAGAGACAGCAGCAUCAACAAUCAGUCGCCCACUCCAUUUUGUGGCCACAUUCAAACGCAAUACACCACUGGGUCUCAUCUUGGCAGAAGCCAAUAGUGAUGAUAAUGAGGACGACGACGAAAUGACUCCAGAAGAAAAGCGUCAAUGGGAGGAAGCAACGCAGAAUGCCCCGCCAGGACAGGUCUUUGUCAAAGGAAUGGUCUCCGAAGGACAAGCCGCCGAUUUGGGUAUCUUUGAAAUUGGUGAUCAGUUGCAAGGAGUAGGAGAGCUGCCCGUGGGCGGACGAGGAUUUGAAAAGGUUCUCGAAUUGCUGGGGACGCAGCCUCCGUCUUCCAAAUAUGUUACCUUGCACUUUGAUCGCAAGAAAACAUCGCUUCGAUCCGAUAAUGAUGGCGACACUUCUACACUUGCGUCUUCGUUUGAGAGUCCCAUAUUCCCCCUCGAUAGUGGCGCUUGGUCGGCCAAGGGACGUCGACAGUCGCAAGAGGACAGAUUCGUCCUGCAUGAAAUACAAGAUACAACGCGUAGAUCUGUUUUGGUCGCUGGCGUUUUUGAUGGUCACGGAGGAACCGCUGCUUCAAAACUAGCGGCAGAGGAAAUGCCAGAACUCGUCUCGGACGAGCUCUUUCGACACAAGAACAGUCCAGUCGGAACCGUAUUGGAGAACUCAUGGAGGACCAUUGCGUUGGACUAUCAGCAGUCAUGCCUCUCAGAAACAGCUUGUAUAGCUGACUAUGAUGCUCGAGAGGGAACUCUAGACGCAAACACUGGAGCGGAUGACCUCGUGGCUGGUACGACAGCUACUGUGGCCGCCUUGGAUGAAAGCAAUGGGAACAUCUCCAUCCUGAACUGUGGAGAUUCUCGAACACUGCUUGUGAAUAUGGAAGGCAAGGUAACCUUUCAGACUGAGGAUCAUACUCCCGAAGCAGAAACGGGACGUCUCACGGCGGGAAAAGAACAAGGUCUUGACUACAGCAUUCCAGAAUGCUCGGUCUCGCGAUGGUGGUUGAGCGUGGGCGACUACCAGUAUGCCGUAGGGCGGUCCCUGGAAGGUCCAUUUGCAACUUCCAAAGGUAUCACUAGCGAGCCUGACGUGACAAAGCUCCAAGCGGAGCCCGGCUCAUCGAUUGUUUGCGCUACCGAUGGGAUUUGGGAAGUGAUGGAUUCAAAGGAAGUGGCGCGUGUCGUGACGGCUGUGCGAUCGAGGGGUACAAGUGCCGGUGAUGCAGCAAAGACGCUUUGCUCUAUGGCCAUCGAAAAAGGAUCAUCGGACAAUGUUAGCGCGGUGAUCGUGUACCUCGAAUGA
Molecule: messenger RNA, 2649 nt
Organism: Seminavis robusta
Lineage: Eukaryota; Bacillariophyta; Bacillariophyceae; Naviculales; Naviculaceae
Source: the annotation of a GenBank genome assembly